AUGACAACGAACGUGACCCAAAGCAAAGAUGUGGGCAUUGCCAUUGCUGAUAUUUGUAGAGGUACCAUCAUCAUCUUUCUCUCAACAAUAUCAAUCAUUGGUCAUUCUAUCAACAUACGAGCUAUUCAUCACGUGUCAAGCCUGGGCAUGAGUGGCGCCACCAAGCUGCUUUACAGAGCCUUGUCUGUGGCGGAUAUCCUGACCUGUACAGCACUCAUCUUCGGAGUCAGUAUUGGAUUGACUGGAGCAGAAACAGUCCACAGCAUUGAGAUCGUUUGUAAGCUGACUGGUUUGUUGAUGACUUGUGCUCCAGGCACCAGUGCUAUCUUCAUCCUCCUGCUCAACGUUGAUCGCUUCAUCUAUAUAACAAGACCCCUCUUGUAUCAUUCCAUAGUGACGACACGAAAGACUGCCAUUGGAAUUGGCAUUGCCAUUCCCUAUGUGUCGGUAUCUGUGGCUUCUUCUUCCUUUAUCCACGACAAGGAUCUCUCCGUCAUACGCCACCAUGAGUCCAUCUUCGUUUGCAAAGUGGCAUUCUCUGAGCCCUCGUUCCUUCCCAAAACACUCGUUAUGUUUUCCUUUAACAUGUGGCCGGUGGCACUGAUUCUUAUUGUCAUUUAUUGCAAAAUCAUCAUGAUAUCUCGCCAGCAUAUAGCUAGAAUCAACGCUCAUCGACAGGUGUUGAAGAUAGCCCAGCAACCUAGAGGCAACAGCAAUGCGUCAGGUGAAAAAGAUGUAGUACGAUCUGCGGCGCCAAACUUUGACUCGUCACUCACGCGUUCCUUUCGACAAAACAUCCGUACCCUCUGGACACCGUUGUUGAUCACAGGAUGCUACCUCCUAUCAUGGAUACCAUUCUCUGUUUUAGAGGUUUAUAUUGCUGUGACAAAAUCAACUGACCUUCUUAAUGGGAGUCUUUAUAUAACUGUUGCAACUGCCGCGGCGUUGAACAGUAGUGCCAAUCUUCUUGUUUAUUACCUGUCCAGGAAAGACCUACGACAGGCUGUCAAACGGGUUUUAUGCAGACGAGAGAACUAA
Molecule: messenger RNA, 1038 nt
Organism: Strongylocentrotus purpuratus (purple sea urchin)
Lineage: Eukaryota; Metazoa; Echinodermata; Echinoidea; Camarodonta; Strongylocentrotidae
Product: probable G-protein coupled receptor 21
Exons: 1
Coding region: 1-1038 (345 amino acids)
Biological process (GO): G protein-coupled receptor signaling pathway
Cellular component (GO): membrane
Molecular function (GO): G protein-coupled receptor activity
Source: RefSeq, a predicted model, not a curated record